AUGGCGCUGGACCUGCAGCCGCCCGACGGUCGCAAACGGGUCAAGGUCUACGAACUGAGGGAUAAUGACUGGUUUGACCGGGGAACGGGUUUCUGCACGGGGCAGACCAUGGGGGAGGAGCCUCGGAUAUUCGUCGAAUCGGAAGAUCAGCCCAACCGUGUGCUGCUCGAGACCAAGAUCACCAAGGAUGAUGGCUAUCAGAAGCAACAAGGUUUGUGUCCCCCCCCCGCGGACUCCUGGAGCAACAAGUGGUUGCUGAUGACGCAUCACGCGACAGAAACCUUGAUCGUUUGGACGGAACAGAAUGGCACGGAUAUGGCGCUGAGUUUCCAGGAGGCAGAAGGUUGCGCGGUGAUCUGGGAUUUCGUCAACACCGUCCAACAACAUCUCCUCAGCCUGGCGGCAGCCGAUGAUGCUCUAUCAGACGACCUCGAAAGCUACCAGUCUAUCGUGUUACCGGCGCCCGAACUCGGAAACCUCGCUGAGAUAGAACAGAUCGUCCGAGCUGCGAGCAUGACUCAGGCCGGCCGCGACGCACUCUGCAAAUUCAUCAUUCGCGACGAGUACAUCUCUAAACUUGUGCCAUUAGUUCCGAUGGCCGAGGACCUGGAGAGCCUAGCCGACUUGCACCGUCUUUGCAACAUCAUGAAGUCCUUGAUUCUUCUCAACGAUAACACCAUAAUUGAAACCGUGGUUGCUGACCCGGUUAUUCUGGGAGUAGUUGGGGCUCUUGAAUAUGAUCCCGAAUUCCCAACACAUAAAGCAAACCACCGACAAUAUCUGGCCGACCAAUCGCGUUACAAAGAAGUAGUGCCCAUCAAGGACCCCAUCAUCCGCAGAAAGAUCCGAAGCACCUGGCGUUUGCAAUACCUAAAGGAUGUCGUGUUGGCUCGGAUCCUGGACGACCCGACCUUCUCCGUGCUCAACUCUCUGAUUUUCUUCAACCAGAUGGAGAUUGUCAACCAUAUCCAGUCGAAUGCACAGUUCUUACGCGAACUUUUUGCGGUCUUUGACCCGAGAAACCUGGACGCAAAGCGCAAAGACGACGCCGUGCAGUUCCUCCACCAAUGUACAGCAAUCGCAAAGAACUUGCAGACUCCGGCGCGCGCUAGCCUCUUUACCAAUUUCAUCAACUAUGGCUUGUUCGCGGUUAUCGCCUUUGCCGUGAAACACCCGAACCCAGCGAUGCGCACAACUGGUAUUGAUAUUCUGAUGGCCUUGCUCGACCAUGACCCGGUAAUUAUGCGUGGGUACAUGCUCAAGGCCGUUAACGAGAAGAAGACGCCGCUCACCGACACAUUGAUUGACUUGCUUCACACCGAGACCGACCUUGGAGUCAAGAAUCAACUUUCGGAGGCGGUUAGGAGUCUUCUUGAUCCUCAGAUUCCCUUGCAAGACCCACUUGGACGGCCUGGAACCGAUUACUUCAAGGCUCGCUCCGCUAACCUUCUCUCCGAUACAUUCGUCCAACAACAUUUCGAUGAGUCUGCUAAACGUCUGUUCCGGCCGCUCAAAGAGCUUGCUGAUCGUCAUAGCCUGGAUGACUUGACAUUCCAAGAAGUCACGCUUUACUCACAUCUUGUUGAGAUCCUCACCUUUUUCGUUCUUGCCCUCAAAUUCUUCCGGGCUCUAGUCAAUGUUUCGGACACCUUCUGGCAAGCUCUCAUCACACAUACACCUGCCUUUGGGCUGUGUCUCGACAUCAUCUACGAAACCAUGCCACGCGACAAUCUUCUCAAUUCUGCCUGCCUCGAGCUUUUCGACUACAUCAAGCGUUCCAAUUGCAAGUCAUUUAUUAUUCAUAUAGUGGAGGAAUACCGUGAGAAGCUUGAGAGCAUCAACUACGUCGAAACUUUCCAACAUUUGAUUCUCCGAUACGAUCAAAUGCAAGGCUAUGGCAUUGACGCCGACUUGAUGCCGCUUGGACGCCAGGAUGAGGACAGCACGCCGCGGAGGAUGCCGCUGAACGGCGGGCGAUGGCAAGGCGUUAGGGAAAUGGAUGCGGCAGAAGAAGAGUACUUUAACACGUCGGACGACGACGAAGAGUGGACUCCGGACACUCGCGCAGCCCUUGCCGUCGGUCCGCCCAACGGGGCUGCUUCUCCGGCCGUCAAAUCAUUGGUUGACUACCCAGAUGACGACGACGAUGAUGAUAUUAUGGAUACAAAACCUGAAGACGCUCAACCGGCUCAGCCAUUGGAUGUCGCAGACGUCCCUGCCGAGGCUGUCACCUCUACCGACUCUUCUACCACUCAAACGCCACCUGCCCCUGAGCGACUGGCCGAGAAGCGUCGUCGCGAGGAAGAAGACGAGGACGAAUUGAUGAAGCUGACGGCUGGACCUAAGCGGAGAAGUUCCACAGCCAGCAAUUCCAGUGCGGGGAGUCUACGACGCAAGAACGGCUCGUCCAUGGGUAUGGCGGCCAGUGAUAAGAGUGCCACCGCGGGUAAUGCCGCGGGCGGUGCACCUGUCAAGAGAAUUGCCAUCAACUUGGGACCGACUUUGAAAUCAAGCGUGGACAGCGAAACGCCUGAUUCAGAGACAGCAUCCGACGAGAACAAUGAGAAGGAGAACAACAACAGUCGAGGUGAUUAA
Messenger RNA from Penicillium lagena, 2595 nucleotides. RefSeq names its product SMEK family protein. Gene Ontology annotation, biological process: protein dephosphorylation; DNA damage response. The transcript has 7 exons. Gene Ontology annotation, cellular component: nucleoplasm; protein phosphatase 4 complex. Gene Ontology annotation, molecular function: protein phosphatase activator activity. Bases 1 to 2595 code for a protein of 864 amino acids. The record is from RefSeq and is a predicted model, not a curated record. Lineage: Eukaryota; Fungi; Ascomycota; Eurotiomycetes; Eurotiales; Aspergillaceae.